Molecule: messenger RNA, 472 nt
Organism: Paramecium sonneborni
Lineage: Eukaryota; Ciliophora; Oligohymenophorea; Peniculida; Parameciidae
Source: the annotation of a GenBank genome assembly
AUGUAAAUUGUGAAUAGAUCAAUAAAAAUUAGCUUAAUUACAAAUAUAAAAGAAGGAUAAAUGAAGUUAUAGUGUUUAGAAUUACAAAAUAAGAAAAUGAAGCGAUCUCAUUCUUUUGAUUUACCAUCAAUAACUUUAUUAUCAUAAGGUCAAUUGUUGAAAAUGUAACCUAAAUUUAAAAAUAUGCUGUUCAUACCAAAUUCAUCAAAUUAUAGAAAUUCAGCAAGAAAAUCAUAAAGAUCAGAGAAAGCGGAUAUAAUGGAUGCAAUAUCGUAAACAAGUUAAGUAGUAUCUGAAACACCUUAAUAAAAAGGAAAUAUGAGAAGAGCCAGUUAAUAUGAUUAUGUAGGUUUGAAGUAAAAAAGAUUGGAUAGUUUAGCUCCAUUGGUGUUUAUACAUUAGCAUUCAAGAGACAUGACAGUUUAUAAAAAGAAAAAGUUGAAUCGAAUAAAAAUGCAGUAUAGUAUAUGAA